CACACAGCUCCACCAACACAGUUACUCUCCAAUCUCGCAGCUCUCACAAAUCUCUCUCCCUCUCUCUCUCUGAAAAUGCAUCUCUCCCACCCCCUGUUCCUCCUCACUCUCUCUCUCCUCUCCACUCUCUCCACCUCCCAGCCAUCUCUCUCCUCUCUCGAGCAAGAAUCUCUCUACCAAGUUCUCGAGUCAAUCAACUCCGACAUCUCGUGGCGCACUCUCUUCCCAGAUGAUCUUUGCUACUCCUCCCCACACGGUGUGGUUUGUGAGUAUUUCACAAUAUCCGGCGCCGGCGCCGGCGACGAGUCCGUUCAUGUGACUGAGCUGAGCUUUGGGUUCGUCUCGGAUUACUCACCGAACCCACCUUGUAAUCGUCACUCCAAGAUCAAUGUACCUGCUCUUUCAGCUUUUAAGGAGCUUAAGAAGCUGCUUUUCUACAAGUGCUUCACUGGAGAUGAAGUUCCGGUGCCGGAAUUCGAGGGGUUUAGUGGGGUUUUAGAGGAGCUGGUGUUCAUCGAAAACCCAUCUCUGGUGGGGCCCUUUAAGGGUGAUAUAAGGAGCUUGAGUAGUUUGAAAAGGUUUGUUUUGAUUGGAAGUGGAGUUUAUGGGUGGGUCCCACCUGGCCUAGGAGAGUUGAGUAGUUUGGAGCAGCUUACAUUUUCAAGAAACAGGUUAAGUGGGGAUAUCUCAGGGGUAAAUGUGUCAAAGUUGAGAAAUUUGAAGGUUCUUGAUUUGAGUUAUAAUGGGUUUUUUGGUAAUUUGCCAGAGUCUUUUGGAGGGUUAGAGAGCUUGUUGAAGCUUGAUUUGAGUUAUAAUGGGUUUCAUGGUGAGGUGCCAAUGAGUUUCAAGGGUUUAAGGAAGCUUGAGUUUCUUGAUUUGAGUUAUAACAGGUUUUUUAACUGUGGGGUCCCUUUGGUUCUUGGAGAAAUGACUUGCUUGACGGAGGUUUAUUUGAGUGGGAAUGAUCUUGGAGGGGAGAUUCCUGAGAUUUGGGAGAAUCUUGGGGGUAUUUUGGGACUUGGGUUGUCAAGAAAUGGACUUAUUGGCCAUAUUCCAGGCUCAAUGGGGGUGUUUUUGAAGAAUUUGUGCUAUUUAGGGCUUGAUAAUAACAAGCUACAAGGGGAAGUGCCUAGUGAGUUUGGGACUUUGGAGAUGGUGAGUGAGUUGAAUCUUGAGAACAAUAGUUUGAGUGGUGAAAUCCCAUUUGAUGCUAAGUUUGUUUCGAAAAUCGGUGGGAAGUUGAAGCUGAAAGGGAAUUCACAACUUUGUGUUGAUCAAGAGCUGAGAGUUGAUGAUCAUUUAAAGCAUUUGAAGUUGUGCAAGAAACCUGAAGUUCCCAGACUUGUGCUUCUUCAUGACAGUGGUUCUUUGGUUGUGCUUGUUUCUCGGGUGGCGAUCGCGAUUUCUUGGGGUUUCAGCUUGUUCUUGAUAAGUUAGGAGAAGGCAGAUAGUUCAGAAACACUGACUAAUGAUAGGAAAAAGAUUGCUAGUAGCUGGUAGUGAUUAGUGAUUAGGAAAAUUAGCUGCAAUUACAGAUAUGUAACUAAAGCUUAACAAUUCCAAAUGCAGAUACAUAUA
Molecule: messenger RNA, 1578 nt
Organism: Daucus carota subsp. sativus
Lineage: Eukaryota; Viridiplantae; Streptophyta; Magnoliopsida; Apiales; Apiaceae
Product: piriformospora indica-insensitive protein 2
Exons: 1
Coding region: 76-1437 (453 amino acids)
Molecular function (GO): protein binding
Source: RefSeq, a predicted model, not a curated record